This is a messenger RNA of Lodderomyces beijingensis, 612 nucleotides long. Lineage: Eukaryota; Fungi; Ascomycota; Pichiomycetes; Serinales; Debaryomycetaceae. The record is from the annotation of a GenBank genome assembly.
AUGUUUUGUAGAAACAUCAAGAAGAAUUCGAACGCUGGCACCGAGCUUUGUCUCUUGUGCCUCGAUUUCAUCCGCUUGAUUUCACCGCUCGUCGACACUAAUAGACUUGAGCAGCUCUUGUUUUGGAAAACAAGGGCCACGCUUUUGCACUUUACUUUUAUUUGCUGCUCCUCCGCGAAGCUGGAGUUGCAGGUCAGCGACUGGAAGCAGGUGAAAUCCUGGAGCGACAAUUUAAUCAGGGAGUUGGAUGAACUAAAAGUGCAAUCAGAAGAAUGGUUGGAGUGCUAUAAACAAAUCCAUUCGUUUUGCUUCCAGGCGGAACUAGUUGUGGGGUCGACUGAGCAGUGCACUGAAAUUAUAGAACGGACAAGCUCUUUGGCACCCAAAGUUUGUGCUAGCCUGCUCGAGCUAUUUGCGACCCUAAUAACGCAUUCAAAACGAUCUAUGAGCAGGAAAUUGAAGCUGGAGCUUCUAUUGCUGGUGAUCAACGUUGCGUUUGGUAUUGCGAAUCCGUCCUGUUGUGCAACGUCGUCAAUUGCAAAGCGGAUCAGACUGUUUUUGGAUUUGAGCGACGACUCGCAAGAGCCAGAACGAGAAAGACUUGUUGCAUAG